Arachis ipaensis is the source of this 900-nucleotide messenger RNA. The record is from RefSeq and is a predicted model, not a curated record. Lineage: Eukaryota; Viridiplantae; Streptophyta; Magnoliopsida; Fabales; Fabaceae.
AUGCCUGAAGCAACAGGGAACAAUCCUCCUAACCCUGUAGACUUCAUGGCCGCUCUAGGGAAUAUGGCCGCGGCGAUGCAAGCGACAGCCGAAGCCCUGGGAAACCAAAUAAAUAAUGGAAAUAAUGGCAAUAACGGCGAUAAUGGUUCUAUGAUACUUUUCUCCUUUCUAAAGGUUCCUGAUGAACGGUGGGUUGAGUUUGGAACCUACCAGCUGCAAGGUGAGGCUCAGCAUUGGUGGCAGGGCAUGAGGCGUAUUCUACAGCCUGAUGGGGUUGUAAUCUCUGGGGAGUUAUUCCGAAUCAAAUUUUACAAGAAGUACUUUCCCAGCUCAGUCAGGAAUGGUAAGGAACUUGAACUGCUUCAGCUGAAACAGGGCCAGAUGACCAUUACUGAGUACACAAGCAAAUUUGAAGAAUUGUGCCGUUUUUCACGCAUUUGUCAGGGAGCUCUUGAGGACUUUGCUGAGUGGAAGUGUAUCAAAUAUGAGGGAGGCCUUCGGAGUGAUAUUCUAAGCUUCGUUGCACGUAUGGAGAUCAGGGUAUUUUCCAAACUUGUGAACAAGAGCCGAAUAGCUGAAGAAUGUGUGAGAAACGUAGCCGUGGCGAAGAACGAUAACCAGGAAUUCCACCGAAGAAACCACCACCAGAAUUUGGUACCAAGGGGUCGAGGAUUCAAGCAAAGAGGAUAUGCUCAACCAUUUCCUCAUGGUCGGAACCUGGUUGGAAUGGAUGAUGAUCACCAUGGGGAUGGUGGAAGAAAACAAACAAGGGAUACUUCGGAGAAGCUGACAUGUCAAAAGUGUGGCCGUUAUCAUCCGAAUAAUCCGUGCCGUAUUGGCUUGGGCGUAUGUUACAAGUGUGGUCUACCAGGGCACCUGGCGACAGGGAUGAGGAUGUAA